CUGUGUCGUUCCUCAAACUCCUUGGCUAGCCUACAUCAAAAUGCCACCACUCUUCAGCCUGCCUAGGGCGCCAGCAUAUCAGUAUUCUCCUAUUAUUUCACGUCCCCGCGCAUUCCGGCUCAUCCGGAUCCUCCCACCCCACCGUGCCUUCUUCGGUGACACGUUGCGGAUUGAGAUCAUCACUGUUGACGACGACAGCCCCUGUCUGUACGACACUCUGUCAUACACAUGGGGGUCGACAAACGGACGCGCGCCAAAUCGCCGAAUUCUUGUCGAGACUCAACAUGGGCCUCAUGAGUUGCGCAUCUACCAGUCUCUGGAGCUUACGCUCCUCAGCAUCAAGGCGAAUCGGCCCAUUUUUGUCGACCAGAUCUGUAUCAACCAGUGCGAUGAUGAGGAAAAGGCCAACCAGGUCCAGUUGAUGCAUGACAUCUAUGCAAAUUCCUCUCAGUUGCUGGUCUGGCUAGGCCCUGAAACCAAGCUAUCCAAUGAAUACUUUUCUUACACUUCCAAAGUGUGUGAUGAAGGGAUUCUAAGCCGCUUCAUCGGUCCAAGGAGGGGUGAUUUUCCCCAAGUAUUCGAUGCAGUCAUGAAGCCAAAGAUUGAAGUCACCGGAUCCAUUCGCGAGGAUCGAGAUGAUGUUCUAAUGCUGCUGUCAAAAUAUGGAAACUCUUACCCAGUAGAUGGCCUUGAAGACGUGUUACGUCGGCCUUGGUUCAACCGCCUCUGGAUCAUCCAGGAGGUCUGUUUGGCGCCCAAUGUUUUGUUCAUUUGCGGCUCUAAGGAUAUGAGCUUCGAAUACUUUCAACUUGGUCUUCUUUUCUACACAAUCUACAACACGUUCUGGUUAGAAAAUCUGAAGCAUGCCGUGUCCCAGGCUGAACUUACUCAGCGCGACAAUAUCUUCGGCCUCAAUCAAAGUCCUAUUCGCAUGAUCCAGGAACGCAAGGCGAUUCACAUGCACGGGAAAAGACAUUCGCUAUACAACUUGAUCAUCAAGUACAAUACGAAUGGCGAUCAAAAAAAGAUUGGAGCCACGCUGGCCGAGGACCGAGUGUUUGGCAUUAUGGGACUAGCAGAAGCUCAAAGCUUGAUUGGGAUGAAUGUCCGAUACGGAGAUGUAUCCAGGACUUUUACUGAGAUUGCUGCAUUCUUGGUCGUCCAAAAUCUCGAUGUCAUACUCUUCUCACAGUUUCCCAAGCACAUCCCGAAUCUCCCAUCUUGGGCACCUGAUUGGUCUAUGAACCUACAGAUACCAGCCAGCUACUUGACAUUACAGGAGCCAAUCUUCAGCGCUGGAGGGGCUAUGGCCGUGAAACCAAGUGUGGAUUUGAACUCGAGGUGUCUGGUUGCUCGAGGCAUUGCAGUUAGCAACAUUGUGAAAGUUGGCCAACAAGCCAUGGUGAAGGAUCCAGAUCAACGAGUCGUGCAAGGGGUUGAUUAUCGUUCCGUGAAGAGAUUUUACGAUGAGCUCGAUGUUUUCAUCCCUCAAUCCCGCAUCAAAGACGACAUCGAAAUGGCUGCCAUUCGCCUAGCAGGUUUUGAUCUUUCGAUGAGGCAAUUCGCAGCGAGAUAUCCCGAUGACACAGCGGAAAGGCUGAAGAAAACAAAAGAGCAACUUUCGAAAUGGGGUCAGAAGUUAAUCGACACUGACAAUAUCGUCUCGUCAUACCAUAUCAGUCGCGUGUUCGGCACCGUUGGCAUUACUCCUUGGUACUGGGUUCCUGCGAGUGAAACCGAUGCUCUUCAGCUCUGGGCCGUAAACCCGGUAGCGGCCUUCACGAAGUGGGUGAAGGCCGCUGGGAUGUUUAUCUUCGACCUUAUUGGAAUGUCUGUCGCGUCAGCAAAUGUGGUGCUAUUGUCUAAGUAUCUUCGAUUGCGACGCAAAUAUUCCCGCAUGGACUUGAAUGCCUCAGGGAGGGAUGGGGUGAUGAAGAGGGUUGGCUUGGAUCCCGAGAUGGCCCUGGGAGAGAUGAGCUUUUAUUCAAAUGACUUGAUAAAAAAUGUCGGACAGAAGGUGUAUCUGACCGAGGAAGGUCACAUAGGCACGGGUUGCAACGACAUACAAGAAGGCGACACAGUAGUUGUGUUGUUUGGGGCGAGUGUUCCACACAUUUUAAGGAAGAACGAAUCUGUUACUGGGGAGGAUACUUGGUCAUAUAUCAGCGAGGCAUACUGCGAUGGGAUCAUGCAUGGGGAAAUUUUGGGGGGUGAUGGCGUUGAUUUUCAUAUUGUUUGAAUCUUUUGAUUCUGAAUGAUGAUCAAAUAAUCAGUGUCGAGGUUGAUCUACAUGGCUCAGUGAACAAAGAUGGCUAACAACGGGGUAUGAAGGUCAAGACUGCGAGCUAGCGGAAGAGCUAUCAGGUUUUCAGUCUUUGGGCCAACAGCUCUGAGCCAUUGCGGAGGUUGCGACUAACCCGCAUACGAUACCAACUGGCUUCUCGGCAAAGAUAAUUAUGACCCUGCAUAUUAUUGACGCUUCUGGAAUAUACAGUGGGUGGCUAAAAGCUUUUCCAAUGGUCUUAGAAUGACACAUCAUAUUUUGGAGAAGGGAGAGAUAAGGAAUUAGCUAAAGAGAGACGGAGGCAUUUUGGGCAGGAAACUCCGAG
Molecule: messenger RNA, 2609 nt
Organism: Ilyonectria robusta
Lineage: Eukaryota; Fungi; Ascomycota; Sordariomycetes; Hypocreales; Nectriaceae
Product: heterokaryon incompatibility protein
Exons: 1
Coding region: 41-2239 (732 amino acids)
Source: RefSeq, a predicted model, not a curated record